AUGACCAAGCUUUCCGACCGGCGUAGGCGCCGACGGCUAAAGCCUCACCGAAAGGUCGACAACAACGUGUGCCGCGAGCUCCUCAGAGAGGUCUGGCAACUCGAUUGGCAGUUUACACCGAAGUAUGCGGGCGUGCCGCCGAAUUCAUACCUUGGGCACUGGGAAGAUUGCAUAGUCGCUGCCGGGGAUGACCCAACGUUAUCUCUUGAAGAGCACGUUGUGGCCAUAAGCUUGACUCGCAUUAUUAAGGACAGCUUGGACAAGCAACUCGACGAGAUACAGAACGACUUCCGUUCAAAUUAUCCUGUACAGUUAACAAGCCAACUGUCGGACGAGCAGGUGCAGACGGCGGUGUCUUUCGCAACUUCCCUGUGGUUACACAUCUCACUGGAUUUUUCCUCUCCAAGCCUUACGUUUAAACAAGCAGUUCGAAACUGUGUACCAGAGAAGACAGAUCCGAAGUAUAUAACAGGCGAGUUGUCUCACGACUUUUGCGCCAAGCAUCUUUCAAGGAAAACUGGUAUCAGCAUUGACUGGACUGACAAGAUUGAGGAGCAUCUGACGUCUGAUGAAUCUUCAAUCAAGGUUUUCAGAAGCUAUUCUAUGCUUCUAGCUGUACAACGUCAACCUCAGAGUGACCCCUUCCCUCCAGGGUUUGUAAAUGAAACGAUUCAAACACUGUAUCUUCUGUUCCGACCAUUGGAGCAUGCACGUUGGAACAUCAAGCGCAUGGAAAAACAUCAGGACAUCGACCUGGAAUUUGCCAUAAGUGAAUGGCAGGAGAAGGAAUUGAAGGAGUAUCCGUACUGGCACCAUCAUCUGGCCGCGAUUCAGAAGUUGUACGACAGGAAAAGGCCAACGACCCUUAGACAGUGGUUUUUCGAUCGGCGAGAUCGCACACAAUGGGCGACUUUCUGGGUGGCUUUCGUUGUCUUUGUGCUGACGGUUAUCUUUGGCAUCAUUUCGAGUGUCACGUCAAUCCUCCAGAGCAAGUCACUACGAUUCAUCAUGUCGCGAUAUCGACGUGUCGACUGGGAUUCUCCACUGGACGACCGCUAUAGCGAGCAUCAGAUCACGUUUGAAGAGCCAUCACGACGAUCAUUUCCAGUGCGCAUCCGUCGUCGAGACAGCUCUGAAAGCUCAUCAAUAUAUUCAGACACUUCAUCAAUCCACAGUGGUUUUCGCGAACCGGAAGCGGAUGAGUCUGACAAUGUCGAAAUUAAGAGAACGAGCGAGACAGCGGAUGGAGUGAGCAGUGCCCAAGCGCGACCUCCGCAAGUUCGGGAGCGACAAACCGUGAUCAACGAAAAGUGGUACACUGCAGAAGCUGCGCAGACACUGCCCUUCGCAGCUCCGUUUACUGGCGAUGGAAACCUGCAUUCGGCAGAGCAUCUGGCUCGAAAAGACGGUGGAAAUAGCCAUGCCAGGUACAGGAUUGGUAGCGCAGGACAAGGCCUCGGGCGAGAAGCAGAGGAGCAUGAGGCGGCGGCAAUGAAACGCCUGGCAAAUUCAGCAAGUGAAGCCUCAGCCAAGCUGGAAGAUGAAGUGACACGUUUCACAAUCGAGAAGGACCUGGAGUUCGAGAAUGCCGUUAGACGAUUAUUUUGGUCUUCUGGCAUCCCUCGAGAAGUAUGUGACGAGGUUCUGGAUAGUCAUCGGAAGAAGCAACAAGUAAAGCGGAGGAUACGCGGUGAGGGCAGUUUGCUACCUAAUGCCAAAUCUAGUUUCCGCGAUGAAACAUUAUCUGCAACAAGUAUGAGCGACAAGAACACAGACAGUGAUGCCAGUGAAGCAUCUACAGUGAAACAAGCCUCUCAUAGAGGCCGGGCAAGGCAGCGCGCACAUGAGGAAAGAGUCCUUACGCGGAAAUUGGCUCGUGUUGACUUGGAUGAUACUUACAGACACAAAGUCGAUGUUCCACCAGAAGCGCAUUCCAUUUUCAUUGCAGGUCCAUCAGGACAUGUAGAGUUUCGUGCGGCUAAUGGAACUUUGCAACACAUUGAGCAAUGGCAACCACACGAGGAUGAAAACCCUAUACACUUGACGGACGCUCCCUCAUCAGCACCCAGUUCUCAGGCUAUAGAGCGGAAGAAAUACGAUCGGAAAACUAAUUCAGAGGUCAAAGGAGAGCUGAUUGUGGAGAUGCUAGAAAGCAUACGGCGGAAACUGGAUGCUGCGCCUCUGCUGCAACUAACUGGCGACAAGCGGGAAGCUACAGUUGAGUCUCUGCUCGUACCUAACGAAGUCGAUAGUGGUGUAGAGCAGGAAGAUAAAAAGCCGCUCGAAUACAAAAACAGCACCAAUGCAAAGAAGCGUAAGCCAAAACAUUGGAAGGGCAAAAUGCGUGCAACUGCACCACAAAAGGAGGUGGUAACUACUGCAUAG
Lithohypha guttulata is the source of this 2385-nucleotide messenger RNA. RefSeq lists its product as uncharacterized. The record is from RefSeq and is a predicted model, not a curated record. The transcript is spliced from 3 exons. Lineage: Eukaryota; Fungi; Ascomycota; Eurotiomycetes; Chaetothyriales; Trichomeriaceae. Bases 1 to 2385 code for a protein of 794 amino acids.